AUGAACUCCACAAUCCCCAAUUAUACGGAUCCUUUGAAUUUAUCAGCUGCAUUCAUAAUUCUUGCGAAUGGAAUAUUUGGAGUUUUGACUAAUACAUUAAUCAUUUAUAUUUUUUCCAAAUCGUCAAAAGAGAGAACGUCAUUCAAUGUUAUCUGUAUUUUUCGUGCAUUUGGAAAUAUAAUAACACUUUCAUCCACUUUUUUGGCAACAUUUCUACCAAUAACGCUAAUUGGUAAAUCUCCUUUUACCCAUUUUUACGAAACAAAUGUUAUUGGUAUAACAUUGAGUUUAUAUGCUGGACUGCAGAACACAGGAGUAUACAUAGCCUUUAAUAGAUUUACAGCAAUGUUUCUUCCAGUUUAUUAUUCAAAAUUAUUUGGGUUCAAAAUGACUUUAAUGGUAACAUCGCUGAUAUUUUUUCAUCGGGCGGUUGUUUCAGUUUUUGAACUUUUGCAUUUUGUUCCUCUUGAGUGUUGGAUGGGUUAUAAUUCUUACGAUCUUACAUGGUUUCCAAGCAUGGAAGAAAAGUGUAACGAAGAUUCGAACACUUCGAGUGCAAUUAACACCACUUUGAUAUGCCAGAUAGUAAUAGUGCUCCUCAACGUUUCGACGUUCACAUAAAUUUAUUUUUUCUACAAGUCAAUGGAUUUUGAAAUUAUAGAGCGCACACGGAAAAUUAAAAGGAACCGUGCAUUAUUCUUGCAAACUAUGAUCCAAGACGGAAUUAUACUGAUUGAUCAGAUUUUUACAUUUAGAUUGAGUGAAUUGAGUACCUCAAGAAUAUGGGCAUUUUUCUGUGGAACUCUCAUUUGGGAAUGUGUUCAUUCUCUCGAUGGGUAACUAAAUAAAUCGGUGAAUUCAAACACUGUAAGAUUUAGAUUUAUUAUGGUCAUGUUCAAUGAGAGACUCUCUUUCCUAAAGAAAACGUUAUUCUCAUCAUCUGAAAAAGUUGUAUCUCAUAGAAACAUUGUUGGUUCCAUUACACCUAUGAGAUAG
Caenorhabditis elegans is the source of this 996-nucleotide messenger RNA. The record is from the annotation of a RefSeq genome assembly. Lineage: Eukaryota; Metazoa; Nematoda; Chromadorea; Rhabditida; Rhabditidae.